This is a messenger RNA of Brachypodium distachyon (stiff brome), 3073 nucleotides long. Its product is annotated as probable xyloglucan glycosyltransferase 1. The coding region runs from base 505 to 2565 and encodes 686 amino acids. Gene Ontology annotation, molecular function: glycosyltransferase activity. Gene Ontology annotation, cellular component: Golgi apparatus. Lineage: Eukaryota; Viridiplantae; Streptophyta; Magnoliopsida; Poales; Poaceae. The transcript has 5 exons. The record is from RefSeq and is a predicted model, not a curated record.
GCCCACGCUAAUCACACCGAGCCGAGAGAGCCCAAGAAGCGGGAGGGAGCACCGAGCUGCCAUUUGCCGAUCCCCAAACACGCACGCCUUUAAUCAAUUCUGCUUACUACUAAAACCCGCGCCGGGGAACUCCUCCGUCCUGGCCCUCGAGGAAAGGAAGGACGGACUACUUGCUCUACAGCUGGAAGCAGAAGCCAAAGGGAAACGAGACGAGGGGAAGGUGGUGGUGGCGCCGCGGUGGUAAUCAUAGGGGUCGUGUAUAAAGGCUCGGCUUGUCCCGAGCUCAGGGGGAGUUGGAUCCCCUCCGCGGCGCCGUUGUGAGCUGUUUUCUCUGCGUGGGAUCCUGCUGCCUUCGUCCUCUUUCCACCCCUGCCAUUUCCACCUAUUCGGACCUCUGUCGUCUUUGGCGUGUCCACCUCUAGCUCUAGCAUCAUCUAGGUGCUGUGUUUGAUGAGGAGGUGAGCCUACCAACAGGCGGCAUUUUGUGUCUGGGCGGGUGUGGCAAUGGCGCCGUGGUGGGGGCAGGAGGCGCGGGGAGGGGGCGGCGGGGGAACGCCUGUGGUGGUGAAGAUGGAGAGCCCGGACUGGUCCAUCUCCGAGGUGGCGGCGCCUGGGUCGCCCGCGGCGGGGGGCAAGGCCGGCCGCGGCAAGAACGCGCGCCAGAUCACGUGGGUGAUGCUGCUCAAGGCGCACCGCGCCGCGGGGAAGCUCACGGGCGCGGCCUCCGCCGCGCUCUCCGUGGCGGCCGCCGCGCGGAGGCGGGUGGCGGCCGGGCGGACCGACUCCGACGCGGCCACGACGGCUGGGGAGAGCCCCGUGCUGCGCACCAGGUUCUACGCCUGCCUCCGCGCCUUCCUCCUCUUCUCCAUGCUCCUCCUCGCCGUCGACGUCGCCGCUCACGCCCAGGGAUGGCACCUCGCCGCCGUCCCCGACCUGGAAGCCGUCGAGGGGCUCUUCGCCGCCGCCUACGCGUCCUGGAUGCGCGCCCGCGUCGCGUACCUCGCGCCGGCUCUGCAGUUCCUCACCAACGCCUGCGUCGUCCUGUUCCUGAUCCAGAGCGCCGACCGACUCAUCCUUUGCCUCGGCUGCUUAUGGAUCAGGCUCAGGGGAAUCAAGCCCGUCCCCAAUACCACCGGCGGCAAAGCGUCGGACGAUAUCGAGACCGGCGUCGAGGAGUUCCCCAUGGUGCUCGUGCAGAUUCCAAUGUGCAACGAGAAGGAGGUGUAUCAGCAAUCCAUUGGAGCUGUCUGCAAUCUGGACUGGCCAAGGUCAAACUUCUUGGUGCAGGUGCUGGAUGAUUCUGAUGAUGCUGCGACUUCAGCUCUUAUCAAAGAGGAGGUGGAGAAAUGGCAACGGGAGGGUGUCCGCAUAUUGUACCGACAUCGGGUGAUCCGUGACGGCUACAAGGCUGGAAACCUCAAGUCAGCCAUGAACUGCAGCUACGUCAAAGAUUAUGAGUUUGUUGUCAUCUUUGAUGCUGAUUUCCAACCACAAGAAGACUUCCUGAAGAAAACUGUGCCCCAUUUCAAGGGCAAUGAGGAUGUAGGAUUAGUUCAGGCAAGGUGGUCUUUUGUAAACAAGGAUGAGAACUUGUUAACUAGGCUGCAAAACAUAAAUCUGUGCUUCCACUUUGAGGUGGAGCAGCAGGUUAACAGUGUAUUUCUCAAUUUCUUUGGGUUCAACGGAACCGCAGGAGUGUGGAGAAUCAAGGCACUUGAGGAUUCUGGAGGAUGGAUGGAGAGAACAACAGUUGAAGACAUGGAUAUAGCUGUCCGAGCACAUCUCAAGGGAUGGAAGUUUCUGUAUCUUAAUGAUGUUGAGUGCCAGUGUGAAUUGCCGGAGUCAUAUGAAGCAUACAGAAAACAGCAGCAUCGAUGGCAUUCUGGUCCCAUGCAGUUGUUUAGACUCUGCUUUGUGGACAUUAUCAAAUCAAAGAUUGGGUUUUGGAAGAAGUUCAACCUCAUAUUCCUUUUCUUUCUCCUCCGCAAACUCAUUUUACCCUUCUAUUCCUUUACUCUUUUCUGCGUCAUCCUUCCCAUGACAAUGUUUGCUCCUGAAGCUGAGCUCCCUGCUUGGGUAGUAUGCUACAUUCCGGCAACAAUGUCCUUACUUAACAUCCUCCCUGCCCCAAAAUCCUUCCCAUUCAUUGUUCCUUACCUUCUGUUCGAGAACACCAUGUCAGUGACCAAAUUCAACGCUAUGAUCUCUGGCUUGUUCCAGCUCGGGAGUGCCUAUGAGUGGGUUGUCACUAAGAAAUCAGGCCGUUCUUCUGAGGGCGACCUUGUCGCCCUUGUCGAGAACGAGAAGCAAUCUAAGCAACAGAGAGUAGGGUCUGCACCCAAUCUUGACUGCCUAGCAAAGGAGGAAUCCCGCCCUAAAGAGGAUUCCAAAAAGAAGAAACACAAUAGGUUAUAUAGGAAGGAACUAGCACUCUCCUUCCUUCUCUUGACAGCAGCAGCUCGCAGCUUGCUAUCGGUUCAGGGUAUACAUUUCUACUUCCUUCUGUUCCAAGGGGUCUCGUUCUUGGUUGUCGGACUUGAUCUAAUCGGUGAGCAAGUCAAAUGAUAGGAUACUAUAAUGUUCUUUUUAUCCAUUUGAAGCACGUGGAUUAUGCCAACAAAGAUCACUUCUAGAAUUAAGAGGAAAUAAUGAUACACGAUUUGAUUUGAUGGGUACACAAGAAGCUCUGAUCGAUGGUGCCCAAUUGUAAGGGGUUGCAGUUGAUCAGAGACACUUAAAUGUUGGGGGUUGUAGAUAUAUGGCUUGGGACUCGGCCGGUGAGAUAGUCUUCGAGGUCUCAUUCUUUUGUACGGAGUAAGAAUCUUCAAUGGUUAAUUAGAUUGGGUUGAUGUCUUCUUGUUUUCUCUCGACAGUUUACCUUCAAAUGGAGAUACUGUUGCCAUCUGUAAUGUACUUUGGCUCGUCACUACUACAAAUUAAUGCAUAGUGAAAACUUGUUCUACGCCAGUAGCACUAACGCCACACCAUGGUGGCAUGGUGCCUUUGCAUUUUGAGCAUCAGAAGAUUUGUGGAUGUGUCUGGUGGAUUCAAAAGUUUGCAUGAAAUGGAAACA